AUGGCCACGCUGUACGCUCGUCAGAGCCAGCUACGGGUCAACCUCCUCCACGGGCCCUUCUCCUCGUCCCGUUACUUCUCCCAGCAGUCCCAGCAGCGGCCGCGCUUCUCCUCCCGUCUACGAUCCAAAGUGCAGUGGUACCAGAUCCCCGUUGGCCUAGGCAUAGGCUUCCUGGGCCUCGUUCAAUUCUACAAGGUCUCGUCGCGUGAGCGCGAUAACCCGGAGAGAAGCGAGGUCCAGGAUGCGGCGCCCAAGAAGCGCGCAAAGAUCAGGCCAGAUGGUCCAUGGCAGGUCCAGGUCAUGUCUACGCUCCCAUUGAAGGCCAUGUCGAGAAUUUGGGGUCGAUUCAACGAAUUGACCAUCCCCUACUACCUUCGUGUUCCUGGUUUUAAGCUCUAUUCGUGGAUAUUUGGUGUUAACCUGGACGAAGUCGCCGAGCCCGACCUCCACACGUACCCGAACCUCGCUUCCUUCUUCUACCGUCAACUUAAACCUGGUGCCCGUCCUCUUGACCCGAAUUCAAACGCAUUGUUGUCCCCGUCCGAUGGCAAGAUCCUGCAGUUUGGCCAGAUCCAGGGUGGCGACAUUGAGCAGGUCAAGGGCAUGACAUACAGCAUCGACGCCCUCCUCGGCAAGAACACUCCUACUUCCAGCAUUGCAAGCGGCUGGUCUACACCGCAAGAGGUUGAGGCUGCCAAGAUUGGUGACCAGGAUAUCUCCCCCGAUGAAGCGUUGGUGAAGACAGACGAGGAAUUCGCCCGUGUCAACGGCAUUUCCUACACUGUCCCCAGUUUGCUGUCUGGUGCUGCCAUGUCUAAGCGGACUGGCUCUCUCAAGGACGAAGCUGCCGAGCCGCCCUCGCCGUCUGCCGUUUCCGAAGUUCGUGCCGACCUUGCCCUUGGUGAGAAACCUUGGUACGACUUGCUCUCCCCAGACAACAAGACCUCCUUAUACUACGCCGUCAUCUACCUCGCCCCUGGAGACUACCACCGCUUUCACUCUCCUACCAAUUGGGUUGUUGAGCGCCGUCGCCACUUUGCCGGCGAGCUCUACAGCGUUUCUCCCUACCUCCAGCGUACCCUUCCUGGCCUUUUCACUCUAAAUGAGCGUGUAGUUCUACUCGGUCGCUGGCGCUACGGCUUUUUCAGCUACGUCCCGGUCGGAGCUACCAAUGUAGGCUCCAUCAAGGUUAACUUUGACCGCGAGUUGCGCACCAACAGUUUGACUACCGACACCGCGGCUGAUCGUGCCGCUGAGGAGGCUGCGAAGCGUGGUGAGCCGUACCUCGGUUUCGCGGAGGCCACCUAUGCUUCUGCAAGCAGAAUCCUUGGCGGCCAUGCGCUGCGCAGAGGAGAGGAGAUGGGUGGUUUCCAGCUUGGAAGCACUAUUGUGCUGGUGUUUGAGGCGCCGACAGAGAGCAAGACGACGGAGGACAGGAGCGGUUGGAGAUGGGCUGUUGAAAAGGGCCAGAAGGUCAGAAUGGGACAGGCGUUAGGAUACGUUGAUGAAGAAUAA
Colletotrichum truncatum is the source of this 1515-nucleotide messenger RNA. Its product is annotated as Phosphatidylserine decarboxylase proenzyme 1, mitochondrial. Gene Ontology annotation, cellular component: mitochondrion. Gene Ontology annotation, biological process: phosphatidylethanolamine biosynthetic process. Gene Ontology annotation, molecular function: phosphatidylserine decarboxylase activity. The record is from RefSeq and is a predicted model, not a curated record. NCBI's taxonomy places the organism in Eukaryota, Fungi, Ascomycota, Sordariomycetes, Glomerellales, Glomerellaceae.